Messenger RNA from Thunnus maccoyii (southern bluefin tuna), 2473 nucleotides. RefSeq names its product leucine-rich repeat, immunoglobulin-like and transmembrane domains 1b (gene lrit1b). The transcript is spliced from 4 exons. Bases 1 to 1950 code for a protein of 649 amino acids. Gene Ontology annotation, cellular component: endoplasmic reticulum membrane. Gene Ontology annotation, molecular function: protein binding. The record is from RefSeq and is a predicted model, not a curated record. Lineage: Eukaryota; Metazoa; Chordata; Actinopteri; Scombriformes; Scombridae.
AUGAGUCGACAUUUUGCUUCUGCUUUUUGUUUGGCUUUAGUUUUUCUUCCUUUGAUGAGCAGUUCAUGUCCUGGACAAUGUAGCUGCUUUUUCCACAAAUUAAGCGAUGGAUCAAAAGCAAGGAGUGUACUUUGCAAUGAUCCAGAGAUUACUGUGGUCCCUCCAAAUUUCCCCACUGACACAUCCAAGCUGCGCAUUGAGAAGACAGCAAUCUCAAGGAUUUCUAGUGACAACUUCCACUACCUCAACAGCCUGGAGUUUCUGUGGAUGUCUUUCAAUUCACUAAAUUCACUGAAUGUUGACAGUUUCCGGGGUCUCUACAACCUGGAUGAGCUCAGGUUGGACGGAAACACCCUCACCUCCUUCCCCUGGGAGGCUCUGACCGAUAUGCCAAACCUGAGGCUCCUCGACUUACACAACAACAAGAUCUCCUCCAUCCCUGCUGAAUCAACUAUGUACAUAAAGAAUAUCACCUAUCUGGAUUUAUCCAGCAACAGUCUGACAACUGUUCCUGCUGAUGUUCUCUCAAUGUGGCUGAGUGUGAAGCCAUCCCAGGACACAGAUUCCAAACUAAUUCUUGGUCUCCAUGACAACCCAUGGCUGUGUGACUGCCGGCUUCAUGACCUGGUCCAGUUUCAGAAGUCCCCAUCAUCAUCCGUGGCUCUGAUAGACACCAGGCUGAGAUGCGCUGAUCCGGAGAGCCUGUCUGGGGUGCUUUUCACCGAAGCGGAGCUGCAGAGGUGCCAGGGCCCUCGAGUGCACACAGCCGUGGCUCGUGUUCGGAGCUCACUGGGCAACAAUGUUCUGUUGCGCUGUGGCACUGUUGGAGUCCCUAUCCCCGAGCUGUCCUGGAGCCGCGCUGAUGGCAAGAAAAUGAACGGCACUGUUCAGGAAGAGAUUUCAAAGGAGGGCAUCAUUUGGUCGAUUCUGAGCGUGCCAGCAGUCUCCUACCGUGAUUCUGGAAAGUAUGUGUGCAAAGCAACCAACUUUGUGGGCACUGCAGAUGCCAUCAUCUCUUUGGUGAUCACAGAUUCCAUUCGGUCAGAAGAAGCAGGAGGUGGUGUUUCUAAAAGAAACAGAGGGAAGAAACCUGGCGGCAUUGGCAGGGCAGCAUACCAGGAGAAACUUAUUGCCAGAUAUGUUCCCCCACCAACCACCACGGCUGCUCAGCCCAUCAUCGAGCCUCUCAAUGGCAAAGCCGUCACUGGGAAGUAUGAGAUCGAGAGCUACAGCAUCUCGGAUGAUACUUCUCAGGGACGAGGCAAAGCGUCAGACCCUCAGAAGUCGGUAGAGGUGGAUGCUCUGAGUAACUUGGCGGCCAAUGCCUCAUCCUUACAGCAAGCUCCGGAGAAAAGGAUAGUGCGUUCGGUGAAGGUGAUUGGAGACACCGACCAUACUGUCUCUCUGAACUGGCGAGCCCCUACAGCCACAAACACCACAGAAUUCAGUGUCCUUUAUGCUAUAUUUGGUGAGAGGGACAUGCGUCGGAUCAAUGUAGGCGCUGGAAAGAACAGGAUCACAAUUGACGGCCUUGUGCCAAAGACCAAGUAUAUUGCUUGCGUUUGCGUCAAAGGCCUGAUUCCGAAAAAGGAGCAGUGUGUAAUCUUCUCAACAGAUGAGGCGGCCAGUGCCAGUGGCACUCAGAAACUCAUUAAUGUGGUGGUGAUAACAGUGGCAUGUGUGAUUGCUGUCCCUCUGACACUGAUUGUGUGCUGCGGGGCCCUGAAGAAGCGCUGCCAGAAACUCUUGGGUAGGCAGUCGAAAGAAAUACAGGACUCGUACGUUACGUUUGAGACCCUCGGCCCUGGGGCCAAAGCUAAAGGGAUGGAAGGCGAGUAUCUGACCAGGCUAAAUCCUGACGAAUCCAACAGGCUGCUCUCAGCGAGGUCCAGUGUUGACUCAGAGGCCACAGCCAGGACUGAGGGGCCACCUAAUGAGUACUUCUGCUAAAACCAAACAUAUGCCUCAACCUCCAGAGGAUGCACUUUGUUUUUUAACGGCCUGACGAUGUGAACUUAUUAGUUUCAGUGCUCAGAGACUGGUGUAGUGAAAAAGACUCAAAUCAAACCUCUUAAAAGGGUCUUCAGGGGACACUGAUAGCUCUGUCAGCAUUGGAAGUAUGACAUUAUUUUACAGCCUUGUGGGAAUAAUAACCACCAUAGAUUUGGUGAACAGCAAAAAAGGGAAAAUACACACAAUGACACAGUUUCAAUAUUUACAUGUGUUGUAAAUGUUGUAAAAAUGUAUUUUUUGAAAUUCAUUAUGCACUUUGAAAGGUGAUGUUUUGCAGAGGAAAAUGUUUUGAAAUGUUGCCCUAAACUCUAAAACCCAAUCGAUUUAUUUUUCUUUUUUCCAAGAUGUAACCUCUGCAUUGUAUUAAGAUAUUUACCUAAAACAUAAUGUAUUUAGAGAAAUGGUAAACCAGCAAUUAUUAGUCUAUUUUGUAUGUCAGUAUGAUGUUAACGUGCCAGGU